Molecule: messenger RNA, 8231 nt
Organism: Xiphias gladius (swordfish)
Lineage: Eukaryota; Metazoa; Chordata; Actinopteri; Istiophoriformes; Xiphiidae
Gene: nrbf2b
Product: nuclear receptor binding factor 2b
Exons: 4
Coding region: 133-1065 (310 amino acids)
Biological process (GO): autophagy
Source: RefSeq, a predicted model, not a curated record
AGCAAAUCUUUUGACCAAAACGGCUUUAACGUCACGACGUGUUGACGCAGCUUUAGCUGUGGAGGCGACUGUGCUUCCCUGACAGCAAUUUUCUUAUAACUGUUUUUUUAAAAAGUUUUAAUCGCAGUGCGAAUGACAGUCCGUGUAGGACAGAGACACAUUUCAUGUAGUGCAAACCUUCGAAGAAUUAACUCCAUGGAGGUCGUAGACAGCCCGCUUAACCUCGCUCAUCAGCAGUGCAGGAGGGCAGACCGUUUGGUAGCAGCGGGAAAGUAUGAAGAGGCCAUCUCCUGCCAUCGAAAAGCAGCAGACCUUUUGACAGAUGCAAUGAAAACAACAGUGUGUGAGCAGGCUCAUCUGUCCAUGGAGCUGCAGAGGGAUAGUCAUAUCAAACAGCAGCGACUGAUCCAAGAGCGCUGGAAGAGAGAAGCUCGUCGUGAGGCAACAAAGGCCCAACAUGGCCUGGUGCAGCCCUCCAGCAACCCAGCCCUCCUUACCCAAGCCCAGUCCACAGGCCAGCUCCAGCCCCAUGGCUCCCCAGGCCUUUCGGCUGCAAAGUGUGGAGGAAUCAGGGAGAGAGAGUAUGACACCUUACUCUACCAGCUUCAGACUCGGCAGACUGGAGGCUGUCAACCUUUGACUCCACCCUGCCCUGGAUCUAAGACCACCAAAGAUGACAAAACUCGCCUGGAAGAACAACAGACCACCAUCGAGGACCUGCGGCGCUUGGUCAACCACCUGAUGGACGAAAACCAGUGUCUGGCAGCUGAGAACAAGCGACUGCGAUCCGAAAACACCCGGCUGCGCUCCGAGGCGGUCGAGGCGGCAGACUUUGUGGAGCGUUCAGAGCUCUGGGUGCUACCGCAAGCAGGUGGUGCUAUGGGAACUGGGGGUGGGCAGGAGACGAAAACCACAGGGAAGGGGAAGGAGAUUGCAAUCCCCCAGCUGCCACCACUGGAAAUGCCAGCUCAGGAAGACCUGUGUCUGGAUGACCUGCCUCGUCUGGAGUUGCCAGUGGACAUCCAGAAUGAACUACAGGAGCUACUGGAUAGGGAUAAACUGUGAUAAGACUGAUGUCUCACACACAAACACACACGCAUACACACACACACACACACACACACACACACACACACACACACACACACACACACACACACACACACACACACACACACACAAUCAAUGAGUUGAGAUGCCAUAUGUUUGACAUGAGAAACCCACAGGCGCUCUCUGAUCAGACCUCUGACGUCUGUCCUGCCCUGACAGUUGCAACAAAACUAAACAGAGUGGGGGAGCUGUCAUUCAAUUUCAUAGUCUUGAGAAGAGGUCUAAUCAGGGAGAUUAAGUGAUAGCACCUGUACCACUUAUACAAUACAAUGUAAGUCAAAGAUAAAGCUAUAGUUCACCCAGAAAUGUCAGUUGGAACAUCACUGAGGUUGUAUAUUAGUAUGGCAUAUAGUGAGCUCCGUAUUAACCUUAAGGAAAAUAACUGAAGUUGUCAGGAUAAUGUUUUUUAGAUUGCAUGUGAAAGGUCAUUCUUGGCCUAAAAAAUGUAGUUUGACAAAGUAAUUCUUAAUUCAAGGUCCACAUCACAACUUUUUUCCAGAACAUUUAAAUUGGGGCUUGUUUUACUAUAUUCUUGGUGUCUGAAAACUGGAAGCACACUAUACUUGCAGGGUCUAAAAGCUUUGUGGGGACUAAAAUGCUGGACUCCACAAGUUGAAAUGGCUGUUUGAGGGUUAAGACUAGGUUUUAGCAUUAGGGUAAGGGUUGGGGUUAGGAAUUUAGUUUUUAAUGGUUAAGGUUAGGGUAAGGGGCUAGGGAAUGGAAUAUGUCAAUGGCGGGUCCCCACGAAUAUAGUAAAACAAGGGUGUGUGUUUGCCUGGGUUUGUGUGUGGUCUGACUGAUGAUACCAAUAAAAACAGAGAAAGACAAGCACCUCAAGGCUUCAGUUUCACUGUACGUUAGCCAGCCAAUGACUGUAGAUAUUAGUAGAAAAUUAUUACUAGUUGACUAUUUAAUUAAGUAAAUAUUAAAUAAGCAACAGCAUUAAUUUGUCUUUAUAUAACAUUGGUGGAUUUUUGGUAUCACUUUUUUUUACUUCUGCAGCAGAACCUGGAAAUUCUGUUUUCUUUUGCCUCUGUAUAGGAAAGAAUGAAGAAAAAAACAUCUGUGAAGUUUUAAAACACCAUUGCCUGGAACUCUAUUGAAUGAAAAACUGCCUAUUUCUGUCUUAAAAUUUUCCUUUGUUGAAAUUUGUAUGACAUGACUAGAGUCUAGUUUUUGAAUUAAUGUUCUUCUAGGAAUUUAGGAGAUAAUCAUGUACUCAUGGACUUUUGGCUCCACAGCAAAGUAAUUUGGUUUUAGAACACUUAAACAUUUAUGGUCGUUGUUUGUGCUUUGGUGCUCUAUCAUCAGAUCAUGUUCCUAAUAUCCUCAGUUGUCACGGAGAAGCCUGGAAUGAAGCAGCACCAUCACACUCACUGCAUGUUACACCGACAUACAAACUCCACACUGUUUCAGCUUCCAUGAGGACGAGUAGUGGGUAAUGACCAGAUGUUGAAUUUGUGAAUGAACUCAAUUACUUAUUUACAAUUUCAGCUGUAUUGGUCUAACCCUACCACACACACAGACCAGGAUUAUGUGCAGUAUGAUUCAGUUACAGGAAAGCGUAUUGCUGCUGUUGAGGAAAAACUACUUUGCUGCCUUUAUCUUUAACCAGACUUAAAGGCUUUAAUGAUUAUUUUAUAUUUGUAGUAAUUUUUUUGUCCUUAACAUGACAAGGCUGCCAAUAAGAGAAUAAGUACUCUUUUUCUGAUUUUCUUGCAGAUCGGUGGUUUUAUACAACAACAGCGAUAUUAAAACACACGUUUCUCCACAAAUACACACAGACUGAUGGCAUGAACUUAGGUUAAUUGGAAUGACGACACAGGGGAAAGAAUCUUGCAGAGAUCUUGUUUGUUCAUACUGUGAGCACCUAGGUUGAUGACUCAAUGUAUUCUCAAAAGCUGUCUUCAAGGUUUGCAACAGGAACAGGAUGUUUGCAGUGUAGAUCGUGUCUUUUAUAAUGCUCUCCAAUGCGAAAGCAUACCAGGGUUUUUGCAUGUGUUAGCCUAUUUACUAUAAAAUCAUCUAAAGUAACAUUGGGCUCCAAAAGUCUGAGACCAAUGGGAAAGUGGUCUCAGUCUUUUAGACCCAGCUUUAUCUGCUGGCCAUUUUCCAAAAGCCUAGUUUCUUAGAUGUUUUGAAUGUUUUUUCUAGCUUCCAAGCACACACAGCCACUUCUGUAUUGACUUAUAACUUGCUUGUAGAGCUGAAAAAAUUAAUUAGUUAAACGAUUUGUGAAAAAAGGUAGUUGCAGUCCUAUGUGCUUGGGUUACAUAAUACGUUGAAUCAUGCGACAGUUGUAGGGGCAUACUGAUUUGCACUGCAUUGCUAUGCAGUUGUGACAUAUCAGGCAAGUUAUGCAAAGAUCAUUUUCAUACCUUAUGGUAAUGAAUGAUGAAAGAUAUGGCUAAUGGCUGCAUGGAAACUAUGGGACAUACAUUCAGAAAUUUAAAGCACUGUUAGAUGUUGAAACUUGGUCGGCAGGGAUGAAGUUAGAUGGACUAAAAUAUGCAAGAACAGUGUUAUGGUUCUUGUAAAGCCCCAUUUUUCAAUUUUAGGCCACCAGAGGACUGAAUAGCUCCAAAAGAGGUCGAUCCACACAUACCGGAUAUAAUUAAAGCACAUUAGCAAAUAGUUACCUGUUUACAGAUCCAGCAGACACAUUCAGAUACAUUCUGGUCAUUUUAGGAAUAUAAUUCCAUUCACUUGUAGCUUUGUUUUGGACUGCACCAACACCUGGUGGGCAUGAUGUGACCACAUAGACUCAACUAUAUGUAGUAAAUGUACAGUAAAUGUACAGUAAAACCAAAACAAUGAGCUAGAAGAGGCUAAAAAGCUCUGCAGGGUUGGUGAUAAUUCUCUGUGGUUUUAUCCCUACAAGUCUCAUUUUUCACAUUAUAUAGAUGUUUGAUUCAUUAAGAUAAAAAUUUGUUGAUGAAUGCAGCUUUAACUGAACUAAAAAAGCAUUAAAUUUAUUGCAUUGAGAAAACUGCGGAUGGUUUGCUCAUCCAUUCCAUGUAUGGUGCAGUAAAGAUGUGAUUGGCUGUUGACAGCUUAUGCUGGCACAAAUGAAAGAAAAAGACUUGAGACAACUUAUUGAAUGUGUCGCUUGCAGUCUAAAUGCAUGUGGCUUGUGCAUACAGACACUGUCACAGACUCUGAGGCAUUUGCACAAACUCAUGGACUCACAUUUACAACAGUGUAUUUCCUGACUGGAACAAUAAUGAUAUGCAGAACUGGCUGAAAACAGGACACGUAUGCUGUGUUCACGAACUAUGCAAAAUAUGAUAGAUUCACAUAUUUGACAAUAAAAUACUCACAUAGGGUUUACCUUAGCUUUCAGCUGUUAAAUACUAAAGUACGUCUUGCUUAAUUAGGGGUAGCAUUACGAUCGACCCUAAUGUUGACUCGUGGACAACUGUAGAAAAUAAUGUUCUUUUUAAAUAAAGCUAACAACCUAAAUGAUUUUAAUCACAAUAUCUCAUAAUUUGUGAUCACAGCUCUUGAAAGCUAUGGCAGGAAAUACUGUCUUGCUGCAUGUUUGUUUUAUUAUUGAUAUGAUGUUUGAUUUGCAGUGGAAUGUUUAACAUACUUAGUCAAUAGCUGUUUUCACAUAUGAACUCUGGACAUUAUCUGGAAAUUAUCCUGAGUUGUCCUUUCAUGUUCACACCUACUGGAAAUACUCAUUUGGUUUAGGCAAGGGGUUGUGCCUGGGUGUAGAGCAUGCAGGAGGGAGGAUAGAAACAUCAUCAACACACGAUGACCUACUCUAUUCACACAUCAGCUCAAUCGGAUAUUACACUGACUUUUUACUAGGGAGCUGGCAGGGUAAAGUCUGUUUAAAGUCCGUUUCAGCUGAUUCAAACAUUUGCAUUCUCACAUGCAGUUCCUCUGGGUCAUGUCCUAUAAAAGUUCAGGGUUGAAGUGCAUGUGUGAAAGUAGUAAUUAUGUGUUAAAUUUAAGGAGCUAAAUGAAAAGCCAUUGAUCUUUACAGAAAUCUACAUUCAUGGACUCUUUUUAAAUAUACGAAUAACUGUCAGGUUGUUCUGAUGAUCAUUCUCAUAGGACGUGAAUGCAGCAUUACCAUGAAGACAAACACAUUUCAUACAGCAAUAGGGAGUCACUUCUCCCUUGUAAUCAAAAUGAAAGCUUAAACUGCCGGCUGGCCGGCUAACGUUCAUCACAGUAGCCAACAGCUACAGUAACUCUUCAAAACUCUGUAACUUCUCAGCAAACCCAACCCGUGCCUGGACAACUUUCUGUACUCAAGUGGUAGUCACAUCUCUGGAUCUUUAAAUGGAUAGAAGCAGUUGUCUUUUGACAGGAUGGUUGUUCACACUGUCUACCAGACAGAUAAACUGACUGAUAGCGGCAGUUCUGAAAUCAUCUCAGCUUUUCAGAGUGCUGUUCUUCCCUGGUUUUUAACAGAAGCCAACAUCUGCAUCUGUGACAUACUCAUUUGUCAGAAUAGGUAUCUAAUGCAGUUAUUCCACAGGACCACCAUAGCCUGCUGUAACCACACUGUGCCAAGCCAUGAUCAUGUGUUGCCACCGUGGCCUCACAGCAGGGGAUAACUGUGGUUACAGCAGGCUUGUGGUCCUGCUUGCUAGCAGAACUGACCAAGGCAAACCUGUGAUGGUCCCCCCCCCCCCCAAAACUAAAGCUGUGCCUUGCUCCAAACAUGGGGACUGGAGAGAAUGCUCUGUUCUUACAUAUAACAGAUAUCAACCUCACUGUUUACUGACUGCUUUACUGAUAUAUCAGAGUUAUCUUAAGUUCCUGCUGAUGAAAACUACAGUUUCCUACUGCGGCUGCUUCACAUUAAAAGCCUUCCGCUGGUGAACCACAGAGAGGUGUUUGUUGUGAAGGAGAUUAGCAGUGCUUCAUUUAGCAGUGCUGUUGUUCAAUAAAUGGUGGUCACACAACAAGAUAUAGACAUAUUCAGCACUAUUUGUUAAUUUGCUGCCAUUUGUGUGGAAUGGAACCUCCAAAAAACAUGUUUGUGCCCCUCCUCACAAUCUUAGACCAAUCAUUCAUGCUUUUCUGCCCGAGGAAACGGAGGCAAUGUUGUCUACUCCAACUCUGUAAAAGUACUAAAGCCGAAACGAUCUCUGCUAUGUUGCUGCACAUCACUUGGGAUAUGAAAUACUACGUUUUGUGCUAGAAUAGUGGCAUGUGGUAUGUAAAUUAUGUCCUAACACUAAACACACCUGCAAGCUUCAAGCACAAGAGAGGCAAUAGACUGCCUGCUACUCAAGAACGCCUCCAACACAUCAAAAAGUGACAUUUUACCUUGCUGCAAUUUGUAGAAAGGAUUCACUCUGCAGUUUUCUUAACCAUUCAGCAUGGCUUGAAUGGUUGCAGUUGCUCAUGGCUUGGUUCACCCUAAUUAGUUGGCAUUUUAUUGGGAACACCUAAGCUAAAGCUAAUGCACUCUAAUAGUCAACAGUCCUGCAAUAAUUCCUCCUUCAUGAAAGUUAUAAUGAUCAGUUUUUGUUGAAACUGUUUUAGAAAGGUGUUGAUUCAACUGUGUGAUCAUUUUGGAGUUGAAUGAGUCUCCCAGUCGACUGUUCAAUUGGUUGGUUAAAUAUUCUCUAACUGGUGUUACUUUCAUAAAGAGAAAAAUGCUACAUCAAUAGCCCUCCAGGAUUAAUCCAAUAUUUUCGGCCACGGUAGGGACAGAGUACCUGUGAAAACUGCUUGGUCUAACUUAUUUACUAUAUAACUUAAUUGGAGUCGGGCUCCCGACAUAAACACCUGCCAAAGUACGCAAAACAACCUCUGUGGUAGUUCCUGCUACAGUAGAUGUCUCCAGGACCACAUUUUGCCAUGAUGACACACGCGUACACACACAGACUCAGAAGGUGAAUUUCAGCGCAAACUGAACAUCAGAACCAUCAUGAAGAGAGGAUUUAUGACAGGACUGUUCUAUUAGACUGCAUUAGCUUUAGCUAGCUGUACCUGAUAAACUGCCACCUGACUGUAUAAUACAGACUUACUUUGAGCCAACAAUCUGCAGAAUCGUUCCAAUGAUUUAUUUUUGGUAUCGUAAAGCCUCUCAAACAGAAUUUUGACCAUGAGACAGUGAAGGUCUGAGCUUAGAAGUGCACAAAGUGGAAGGAUCUAUUCUCUGUCUCUUCUGAUGACGACGUGUUUUAUGAAUUUAAUUAUGUGUGUGUUGUUAAAUGUGAUAUGUGAUGUCGAGUAAACAUUGGAAGACUAAUAGAUUUUUGUUCUACCACCUGAAAGACAGAAUACUAUCUGUGAGAGCUGUGUUCUUUAUGUGUUAUUGAAUAUUUGUGUUGUACGAGUGUUAGUUGACAGGGGUUCGACUGAUAUGGGAGGCCAGUCCAGGUACCUUUACCUACUUACUGUAACCAUGUUACCUAUGCUUUUAAAGAAGAAUAAAACAUUUGAUGGCCCAAAACUAGAAGUACCCAGUGUUUUCCUGAAGAAUGUAACUCUUAUCGGUAUGGCUGGGUAUUGGUUAAAAAUGUUUUCAAUACCAGUGCUGAUACAGCGCCCAAGUUUGGGCGAGCAACACCGAAAUAAUACUGUGUUUUCUAAGAUUUAAAUCCAAAGCUAUCUGAUCAAAGAAUAACUGAAAAAAAAUAUAAAUCUGACCAUAUAUUCAAUACAAACUUUUUUGUUUGGACUUGGUGCUACGGACACCUUUUGGUUGCCACCAAAGAAAUAUUGAGGUUCGAUACCAAGUCCUACUUAUCAGAGAGCAGAAAUACUAAAAUAAAAUAUAUCCAAGCAAACUCAAGUCUAAUGAAUCUUAUCCAAAUUUCUAUUAUAAUAACUUCAGGAGUUUCUCCAUAGACCAGCAGUGUGUGGAUCAGUUCUAGUUUUUUUUAUAACAGAUGACCAAAAGUGUAAAACUCUGCAAACUACAGUUUGUAUAUCACAGUGCAACAACCAACCUGCCAUAUCAUCUAAAAACAGUAGGCUAACUUGUCUAUGUUAGAAAGCUCCGUCAACUUUCCUGUUGAAUGCUUGAGACUUGCUUGAGUGUAUAUUUUCAGAAAUGAUAUGAAUAUGGGCAGCUGCACGCUGGUUGGCACUAAGUCUGUUAAAAAUUUUCUUUGGUAGACUACAGCCCCAGAAAACACACAUUA